GUUGCCCUGACAUUGAGUCACGGCUUCUAAUUUACCCCAAAUAUUGCUUACCUAAACCAAUUCCGCUUCCAUUCUUAGCCGACAGUCUUCCCGAUGGAGAUCCCGAGCGCGGAGACAACCCAGUAGCUCUACAAUACCUUCCUAGGCUAUGAACCUCAAUUCCAAUGUGCUCUUUCCUUUGUAAUGUCUCUAGUAAAACUAAAUGUAGAUCCCUAACAAUUCCGAUCUUCUUUCCAAAAUUGAAGGUAUUUUGAAUUGAAGAUUAAUCACCUGAACUCACCUGGAGCGCCCGCCGAAUUAAGUACCGGUCUAUCACCAUGUCGUCUGCAACAUUAUGUAUGAAGACAUUGAGAGCAUACUCUCGAUAUGGCUCGAAUCAUGCUAGAAUACUCGCAAGGACCUUCUCGGCGACGUCUAGGCGGGCCGAGAUCAAUAAGGUAUAUCCGUCUGCCACCGAGGCAUUGAAGGAUAUGAAGCCAGAUUCCACUUUAUUAUGUGGUGGCUUCGGUCUCUGCGGUGUUCCUGAUACCUUAAUCGAUGAGGUGAUAAAGAAGCCCGAAAUUACGGGUAUUACGGCAGUUUCAAACAAUGCCGGCACGGAUUCUUCUGGGCUGGGCCAGUUGUUAAAGACCAAGCAGAUUAAAAAGAUGAUCGCUAGUUACAUCGGCGAAAAUAAGACUUUCGAAUCGAUGUAUCUAACAGGCGAAGUCGAGCUAGAACUCACACCUCAGGGAACAUUAGCCGAACGUUGUGCUGCUGGCGGCAAAGGCAUUCCGGCUUUCUACACACCUGCGGCUUUUGGUACCGUAGUGCAGACUGGUGAGCUUCCUCUGAAAAACAAGAAGGACGGAACCCCAGAUGUAUUCUCGUACCCGAAAGACGUCAAAGUCUUCAAUGGCAAAUCGUAUCUUCUCGAACACGCCAUCGCUGGAGACUAUGCCUUCGUUAAAGUUUACAAGGCGGACAAACUCGGAAACUGCCAAUUCCGUCUCGCUGCCAACAACUUCAACGGUGCAAUGGGUAGAAAUGCCAAGAUGACCAUUGUUGAAGCUGAGCACAUCGUUGAACCGGGCGAUAUCCCACCCGAGGCCAUUCAUUUACCGGGUAUUUAUGUUAAGAGGGUUAUCCAGAGUACCGCUGAGAAGAACAUUGAAAAGUUUACCUGGUCGAAGGACGAUGACGAUGCAAGUGCGAAGAAGGCUCUAGGCUCGGGUGACACAGCAGCCAAGAGAGAACGGAUUGUUCGCAGAGCAGCCAAGGAGUUUAAAAACGGCAUGUAUGCCAACCUCGGAAUCGGAAUGCCCAUGCUUGCACCCGGAUUCGUGGGUCCCGAGGUCGAGGUCCAACUUCAGUCUGAGAAUGGUAUCUUGGGUCUUGGACCUUACCCGCGGCAAGGUGAAGAGGAUGCCGACCUGAUCAAUGCUGGCAAAGAGACCGUUACCCUGAAACCCGGUGCUGCGGUGUUUGGUAGCGAGGAGAGUUUCGGUAUGAUUCGAAGCGGUCGUAUCAACCUCACAAUUCUUGGAGCUAUGCAAGUUAGUGCUACUGGCGACCUUGCAAACUGGAUGUUACCAGGAAAGGUCAAGGGAUUCGGCGGAGCUAUGGACUUGGUAAGCAAUCCGAGUUCGACAAAGGUUGUUAUCACAAUGGAACACACAGAUAAGAAAGGAAACCCGAAGAUUGUCAAGCAAUGUGCCUUCCCCUUAACAGGCCGGGCCUGUGUCUCUAGGAUUAUUACUGAACUGGGUGUUUUUGAUGUCGAUUUUGCUCACGGUCUCACGUUGAUCGAGAUUGCGGACGGGGUAACUGUGGAUGAGAUAAAGAGCAAGACUGAAGCCCCCUUCCACGUCGCCGAAGACUUGAAGCCCAUGUUGUGAGGCAUGGUGAUGGGAACGUCGUCCUUCGCGCCAGAUCGUCAUUCCAACGUCUUACCCGUUGUAUAUAGUCGGAGUUAUUUGUAGCUUCAUUAUGAGUCAAUGUCUA
Molecule: messenger RNA, 1983 nt
Organism: Annulohypoxylon maeteangense
Lineage: Eukaryota; Fungi; Ascomycota; Sordariomycetes; Xylariales; Hypoxylaceae
Product: coenzyme A transferase
Exons: 3
Coding region: 318-1877 (519 amino acids)
Biological process (GO): ketone body catabolic process
Molecular function (GO): succinyl-CoA:3-oxo-acid CoA-transferase activity
Source: RefSeq, a predicted model, not a curated record